Messenger RNA from Panicum virgatum (switchgrass), 543 nucleotides. RefSeq lists its product as uncharacterized. The transcript is spliced from 3 exons. Bases 1 to 543 code for a protein of 180 amino acids. Gene Ontology annotation, cellular component: chloroplast thylakoid. Lineage: Eukaryota; Viridiplantae; Streptophyta; Magnoliopsida; Poales; Poaceae. The record is from RefSeq and is a predicted model, not a curated record.
AUGGCUUUGAACUACGGGAGGCGUGGGAAGGCAAGCUUUGUGGCGCCUAAGAUCUCGUUGGCGGCGCCAGGAGCCACCACCACAUCCUGCGCCGGACACCUCCGCGCCACUCAGUCCCCACGCCAGAGCGACAGACACGCCGUCGCCUCCGCCGUGCGGUUCGACAGGCGCUCGGCCGUCCUGCUCCUGCUGUCCGCGGCGGCGCCGGCUGCGGCAGCUCCUCCGGCGGACGCUGCGGGCAUCGGGCUCUUCGGCAUCCGCAAGAAGCUGGAGCGGGCGGAGGAGGCCGCGGCAGAGGCCGUGCGGGAGGUGGAGGAGGCUGCGGUGGAGGCCGCGGCGGUCGGAGGGGAGGCAGUGAAGGAUGCGGUGGUAGAGGCGGAGAAGGAGGCGGUCGAGGUUGCAGGUGAGGGCCUGCAGCUGGUGGCCGGCGCGGAGCUCGCCGGGGACGGUCUGGUGCAGGCCGCGGUGGUCGCCGGCGCCGAGGCGCUCGGGGUUGUCGUGGGCGUGUCCGUGGUCAAUGGCAUCCUCAAGCCCGAAGCUUGA